UGAAAGGUGCCGCUUUGAAGGAGAAAGCGACGUUUUCUCUCUCUCUCUCCACCUUCUGGAUGCAUGAAGAAACGAAGGGUGUCAGCACAAGCCAGGGUGGUGCAUGGCUUCGCGGACGCUGUGUCGGAAGAUCCUUCCUGUAAUUUUUUUCCGAAAACAUUGCCCGGAGUGAAUGCAAAAGCGGCUGGGAAAAAAAAGUGCUGGUCGGCGAAAUGGGGGUGUAGCGAGCUGUACGUCGAAUGGGUGUGCUCCCUCCCUUCGCUCACCCGGGGUUGGUCGAGGACCGGCACUUUGUUAAAUGAGUUAGAAGCCGACCGGGGCACUUCAUUAAACCAGGACACACACCGAUCGCUAUACAUUUUGUACACAUGAGGAUGAUGCUCCUUUUCCCCGUUAAGAAGAUUCGGAAACAUUUUAAGGUGCUGGUGUUUGUGGUGAUCCUGGGGAUUGGAGUUUGGGCGGCUUACCUGGAGUUCGUCGCUUCGAGCGAGUGGAGGAGGAGCGGCGCCUACAAGCCCCAUCGCGAAUUCAGUAACUGGAGGAAACAGUUAUACGGACAAAGGAACAAAGUGCCUGGUGUUGAUCGGGACUUGGAGUACUAUAACCAAAGAAAGGAUGAUGCAGUAAAUGAGUUAGUGGGUCAAGCAAAUUUGCACAUAUUUGAAGAUUGGUGUGGUGGCUCUGUUGAUCAGCUCAGGAAAAAUAUUCACUUCCCCCUCUUCCCACAUACACGGACUGUGGUCAAGAAGUUGGCAGUGGCACCAAGAUGGACCAACUAUGGGCUCAGGAUAUUUGGCUACAUUCAUCCCUAUGCGGAAAGUGCAUUUCAGUUUGCUGUGGCUUCCGAUGAUAAUUCUGAGUUUUGGCUAAGUGCAGAUGACAACCCUUCAAAUGUCACACUAUUGGCAAGAGUUGGAAAGACUGGUAAAGAGUGGACAGCCCCAGGAGAAUUUGGGAAAUUUCAAAGUCAAAUCUCCAAUCCUGUACAGUUGUCAUCCUCCAGGAGAUACUACUUUGAGGUCCUCCAUAAAGCAAAAGCCAAGGGAACAGAUCAUGUAGAAGUUGCUUGGCGACUCCACAAUACUGGCCUUAAGUUCAACAUUAUUGAUUCUCAGUAUAUUUCACUUUAUAUCAAUGAGUCCUUAAUAAAACUGAAUGAAGUACAGCACAUUCCACAGUCUGCAGCAAGCUACAAAAAGAAUUACCGUUACUUGCAUUCACAAAAUGAGCAUCCGGCAGAAAUGCUGAAACAUGACCCUCGUGACAGUUUUUUUCAUUUGCCUCUAAUUGCUGAAUCCCAUGUGCACAGCGUGCUGCCUGAUUGUGCCUACAGACCCAGCUAUGUAAUUAAGGGGUUCCCUUUGCUCCGUUACCAAGGAUUACAGUUUGUUCAUCUGACUUAUGUCUAUCCCAAUGAUUACACAAGGCUAACACACAUGGAAUCAGAAAACAAAUGCUUUUAUUUUGAAAAUGUCUAUUACUUGGAAAGAUUUGGAUUCUACAAAUACAUGAAAAUGGAUGUGCCCCCACAAAAAUCAAAUGGAGGAAAGUCCGGAAAUUCUCUCUGGAUAGGAGCAGGUGAUGGAAAGCCAAAUGAGCAGAACAGGAAUAAAGAGGAAGGACUGGAGCACAAUGUUGAAGUAGAAGAGGAGGAAUAUAACUAUGAAGAGGAUGAUCAAUUCCCACAACCAGCAAAUCAAAAAGAUGCCCUACAGGAGCAAAGCCAAAAGAAUAUUGAAGAAGUUGGAAGUCAAAAAGAAAAGGCAGACAGCAUCCGAGAGGCCAAACACCCUCCUAAUUUGCAUAACAGGGUGAAUGACGUCACUUUAAAAGACUACGGCGAUGAUUAUGAUGAUUAUACUUUUAAGAGGAAAAGGAAGCUAUUCUUUGUUGUAGAAAAUAAACCGAGUAACGAUACAGUUGAUCAUAAUACAGUUGUUGACCAUAGAUUAGCUGAGAAAGUUCUGGCACACAAAGGAAUGAAAAGCAAGAGAAACGAAAUUUCUUCAGUUAAAGAAGACAUACAGAGCACCCACUCUCCAAGUCAAAAAACAAAUAGGACUUUCCAAGGUUUUUCAAAACAGAAAUAUGUAUCAUUGAAUGAUGGGUUAGGAGAUCUAACUGUAAAAUCCUCUGUAAGACAGAAGGCUAAAGGCAACAACUUUUCUACUCAGCAGAUUUCUCAGGGAAAAAAUCUAGAUAUUAACCAAAAUAUUGGUAGACUUGAGUUUCAAGAGAGACAAGUUCAUGGGUUAGUGGAGAAGCAAAAAGAAAUGGUCAUUCAGAAAGCUAAGAGAACAACUUAUGACCAACAACCACCUACAUUGUCAGGACAAAAAGUGAACAAAAAUGAUGUUGCAUUUAUAAAUAAAAAGGAUAGUAAAGGGAGAACUGAUCGGUUAAAGCGCAGAGAACUUAAGUCACCAUCCAAACUGAAAGAGGAAACAUUUGAUGCUGACAGACAAAUCAAUGGUUCAAAUAAAUCUGUCCUUGGUCAAAAUAACAAACUAAAUAAUCUUGCUGAGAACCCAGGACCUUCAGUCCCUGUGCAGUCCCACUCCAGAAAGGAGACACAAUCAAUCAAGAUGAAAGACCAGUAUGAAAAAGUUAUAUCAUUUGCCAAUCAGAAAUGGAAAGAGAAAGAAUAUGAUUAUAUAGAACAGGAAAAUGAUCCAGUAAUCAAAAGGUCACAAGUUAAAAUCAAAGAAAAUUUUAAAGAGAAUGGGAACAAAGAUGGAAAAUGGAGUCGCCUAGAUAAAUCAAAAAGAGAAGUGGAUGAUGACGAAGACUUCCCUGAUGAUGUGAACUUUUAUCAACAUAUAUAUGACAAAGCAGUCAGUUGGGAACAGACCUUCUCCGUGAACAAUAUGGACUUCCAUUCCUUAAGAUCUGACUGGAUUGAUCUCCGAUGUAAUGUGUCGGGAAAUUUGUUGAUGAAAGAUCAAGAGGCUCUAGAUGUCGUGGAAAUGUAUAUGAGGAAGCUGAAUGAAAAACACAAAGGAAUAUAUACACUUCAUCAAAUAGUCAAUAUUGAAAAGCGCCUUGAUCGCCUGCGUGGAAGUCGAUAUCUCCUGGAACUUGAGCUGUUGUUGAAUCAAAAAACAAUUGUGCGAUUAUCAGAGUAUAUUUAUAACCUCAACGGAAAUGGCUACCACAUGGAUGGCGGUGACGAACGGAAGAUGAGAAACGUAUUCCGGCAGGGAGGCUGGAAUUUUAGAGAAAAUCAAGAAAAGAUUAUGCUGUGUUUACCAACUGGAUUCAGUUGGCAACGCAACGCAAUGAUACACUUUAUAGUUCCAGUAAAAAACCAAGCUCGAUGGGUACAGCAAUUUAUCUUUGAUAUGGAGGAGUUGUAUGCAGUCACUGGAGAUGAAAACUUUAAUGUCAUCAUUGCUGAUUACAGUAGUACAGACAUGAAUGUUGAAAAAGCCCUGAAAAACAGCAUGUUGACCAGGUAUCAGUAUGUGAGACUUGAGGGGAAUUUUGAGCGUUCAGCUGGCCUGCAGUCAGGAAUAGAUUUAAUACAGGAUGACCGCAGCAUUGUUUUCCUUUGUGAUCUGCACAUAUCCUUCCCCCCAAACAUAAUAGACAGUAUCAGAAAACAUUGUGUGGAAGGAAAGAUGGCUUUUGCCCCUAUAGUAAUGAGGCUGAACUGUGGCUCUUCCCCACAGGAACCUGAUGGAUACUGGGAAAUGAAUGGCUUUGGCUUGCUUGGAAUCUACAAAUCUGAUCUUGACUCGAUUGGUGGGAUGAAUACAAAGGAAUUCCGUGACCGCUGGGGAGGAGAAGACUGGGAACUACUAGACAGGAUUUUCCAAGCUGGGUUGGAAGUGGAGAGAUUAUAUAUGAGGAACUUCUUCCAUUAUUACCACUCCAAACGUGGCAUGUGGAAUAGGAAACAAAUCAAAGUGACAUAAUAACAGUGACUGUCAGAAGUCUGGCUCACGUGCACUUUAUCCAAUCAGAGGAUUGAACUAUCCUAUCCAAAAACAAGUGAAGUAUAGCCCCUUGUGCUGUCCUAUGUAUAAUGUGUCUGAAGACGGUGCAAUUGCUGCUCUCAUCACUCAGGCUACUAAACAAUGGUUUUGUGAUCCUCAGCAUAGGAAAAUGUUGCAAAGGACCUCUCUCAAUACAUGUGUUUGUAAGUGGUGUAAGAUUCCUAGAAUAUGAUUUCUAUUUUUUUAUUCAAAGCAAUGCAAUGAUGCUGUUAGGGUCUCAGAAUGGAGUUAUGCUAUGGUAAAAUAAAACAAGUUGACUGAUUUUCCAUAUAGACGAUGAGUGAAGCCACGUUGGACUCAAACAAAGGUAACAUAUUUGGGAACUUUCUGUGCUCAGAUCUUAGCCACUGUGUGGCAUCAUCGCAUUCAUGGCUGCACAGUUUCACUUGGGCCAAUGUGAAAUAUUCAUGUGCCUAUCAGAGCCCGUAGACUAAUAACUUGCUAAUACCUUAUAUGUUUCACCUUUAGGUGGAAUUGUUAGGCAUCAAGGCUCAAGAGUGAGCUAAGUUUUCCCUAUGUGUAGCCAUCAAAUUUUGGGAAAGAAUUAUUAUAUUUUUUAAUGUUUGUGGAUAUAGUUAUUUAAAUUAACCUAGGGAAGAUGUAUUCAUUUCAAUCAAGUUUUUAGCAAUCCGGUCAGUAAGAUUGAAUAAGUGUGCCUAGAAACUGGAUUGCAUAAUUUAAAAAAAAAAUUCCCCUCAGUGCUAUGCAGUCCAAAAUUCAUUCAACCUGGAAUAAAUUGUGUUAACAAUUAUUCUGAGGUGAAAUCACAUCAGCUGUAAAAUUGAACUAGGCAAUUCUGGGUUGUAAUAUAUUUUGGUGCACCUUAUAUUUCCUCGGUGAAAGAUGCACACUUAAUGACAUCAGCAGUCAUGCAACACAUUUGAAUGCUUUCUGACAGAAUGAAGCUCCCAGAUCCAGAAAACAAUUGUUGUUUGAUAGGUUCUAAAAACAAGGUGAACAACCAACUGUGUUCUUCAUUUAGAUGCCAUUAAAAAGUUACUCUGUUAACAUCAGCAGGCUUCACAAGGCACCUUCAAAUCUCACUGGAGGCUACUCGCACAUGUCCCAGAGUUCAGACUGUGCUCAAACCUUUGCAUGAAAGCUUAGAGGUAGGUGUUGCAAGUGACCAAAUGUAGGUUGUGAACCCUGCAAAGUGUAAGCUGCCAUCAGCUGCACUUGUUCUCAGAAGGGCUCCCUCAAAAACCCAGAACUCCUAAUGAAUAGAAAGGUCAUUUGUUCCCUCAACAUCCAAUAGUUGUUGAUUGCAACAAGAAUUUUCUCAUGGUCAGUGCCAUGUUUCCUGGAAGCUUGCAUAACUCCGUCAUCCUUAAAGAGCCCAUUUUGCCAGUUACCCUUAAUGGAUAACCCUGCCUUCUGAUCUACCACUACUUUUGUGACUUGAUGCUUGCAAACACACUGACCACCACAGCUGAGCAUUGCUGUAUCAAGUCCCAAAGCUACCAACACAUCAGUGGCCUUCUCAGGAAGAGAUCCCACUGUCUACGUCAGUCUGGUUACACACUCCUGUCUACACCUUGCAAGUAUGCAAACUCCUGCAUGCUACAUAAUCUGGCCAACUGAAGAGCAUGUCUCAUGUGAGGAAGAUCUGCCAGGAGACCAAGCAUCAGAGGCUUAAACCCACAGGGCAAAGGGGUAUUAACAAGAGGAUGAAAAUAAAUCUGAGGGGAGAUGUUGCUGUGGGGUGAGGUUCCUCAGCAACUCUGUGAAGAGAAUCAUGUCACUCAGCAGAGGAAUGAGGCAAUGUCUGGCUACACCUUUAGAAGUUCCUAAUACAGAGAAGAUUCUUGUAAAGACUAAGCCAAGUCAUUGAUUCUUCUGCCUUAGACAUCUCCACAUUCCAUGUUUGUUCACCAAUAGAGAAUAUAAACACCUGAGUGAUCUUGAUGGGACAUCAUUUUUCGUCACGUGCAACUUUCCAGACCUACCUACAUAAAAUACAUAGAGGAAUUUUUCCCUGGUCCUGAUACUCAGAUGUCUUACAAGACUUCACUCUUUCUGACGGAUGAUAUUAUAAUUUAAAGCAUGCUGACUUUGCAUACAAUCAAGCUUUCUUAGUGUUACCAUGGAUCAAAAGCCUUAGUGCUUUGGGCUGCUAAUCCAUAUCAAUCGUCAAUAGUCAAAGUUGUUGCCAUUAUAUCUGAAAGAAAUGCUCAUUACAGUAUGUUCUGCAAAAUGUAAUACAGGGGUGCAUUGAAGGAUUAGCAUAGCCAAUGAAGUCCAUUCUCAAUCAACAGUGAGGGCUCCCUUGUUGAACUUGCCCUGAGUUGCAAGAUUCAGUUGAAGUUAUUUAACCAAUUCAAUGGAAUUGAUGAAGGCUCCUGAGAAGCAUAAUCAUGUUUUACUCUAUUCACCAAUCACAUGAUUACUCUCUCCUUACUGUCCUUACUACAAGGAAUUACUUUGACUUGCACAGUCUGAGUUGCUUUGUAGAGAGCAGAGAAGAAAAGCCUGGGUAUCAUUGUGCUUUCAACUUCAUAUCCUCCAGAGACUGGCAUUUAAAGUCUUUAUGGAGUACAGCCAGCGGGGAAGAGCUGAGAGUCGACAUGAAUUCAGAGGUCAGUCUUGUGUAGAGUUACAGGUAUAGAAACAGUUCUAGUUGUUUCACAUCUGUAUGCAACAGAGCAUUGGAGUACUAGAUGAUUUUUGAAGUAUCCCUCAAUAGGAGGUGACCUUGCUUGGAGUUCAUGGGCAAGAAUGCUCUGAUCCUCCACACUAUUUGACCUCUCAGGAGGUGAUGUUGUCUUGGCUACACCACCAUCUUUUCAACUUGCGGAUCUGAAGCUGAGGCAGCUGAAAGACUCUGACUCUGUCCUUUGUUCAGUCCUCUCCUUGAAGUCAACUCUGUGCAAUCAGAGCACGAGAGGUGUGUGAAAACUGGGCACAUGUCUCUGCUCCUGUAGAAGAGAAAUGAGUUCAUGCAUGUCAUAUCUCUGCUCAUGGUGUGUCUCUGCUGACACAAGAGAGCCACCUGUUCACGUGCAACACCUCUCUCCUCGUGGAGAACAGCAAUCUGUCCAGUUCUGUAAGACACCAUCUUGCUCAUGAUGAAAAACUUCAAGCUGUUGCCCUGGUACAAAGACCAGAGGUCUACCUGGAUUAGUGCAAGACUACAGAAGUAGAAAGAUUUUGAAUGGCUAUCACCUGGCCCAGUAGCUGCUGUGUGUAGGGAUUGUCAUUGGAUCUGUGCAGUGAAGUCUACAUUACCUUUGGAGUGGAGAUGGUGCCCUGCUGGCUUUGCACAGCCUCCUGAAAAAGCAAGGAGAUGGACUCCUACAUGCUCCUUGCCAUCUCUGGCAUUUGUCCAAGGGACUAAUAUAGUGCCAACUGUCUUGUGUAUCUGCCCCUCCCUUCUCACAAAAGCAUCUCCAUCAUAAUCUUCAUCUGAAUUCUCCAAGGCAGUACAAGUGCAUGUAUGUUCUGCUAACCCCCACGCUGAUUCACCAGGCCUCCUGCUGAAUUGUAGUCCAUUAGUGCUAGAUGUUGCUCCUUGUGUUAAGUAACUCCCUAGCCUUUGUUGUUCUUCCCUCAUGGUACCGGACCCUGACAUGGGUAUUGCUGUGGGAAGACAAGUGCAAUAAUCCAAUAUGUACUCUUGAUCGUCAUCCUCCUCCUCCUCUCAUUUCUGGCUCUUACUGUUAUGGUGGUGGUUGUGGAAAGUGAAAGCAAGGUACCUCUUAUUAUAAGUAAAAUCAGAGAGUGCUAGAAGGUCAGGCAGCAUCUGAGGAAGGAGAAAGGUCGGCGCCUUUGAGAGCUCUCAUCAUAGCUUGCAGAUAAAACUGAUACACGUGUAGCAGAAAACAAACUGCUGGAGGAAGUCAGCGAGUUGAGCCACAUACUCCAGCAUCCGCAGUCUCUUGUGUCUCCUGGUGCACCUGUAAGCUGUGACCAAGCCAGCUUUACUGGAAUAGAGCAGUGGUCAUAAUGGAGCAUGCAUUUUACCAAUACAAGGGGGAUGGAGCAGGCAGGAUGAAACAAUGAGCAUAUGCAACAGAUCUCCUGCAUUUUUCCCUCUUGAAUGGGUUUUGGUCUCUGGGCCUCCUGUGCACAAGGAAGGGGGCCCAGCCCCCCUGCCUGGUGGGACACUGUGCCUGAGAGGGACCCCUUCCCAUUCGUGUGGCUCCAUCCUAUCCUUAGCAGGCUUUGCCUAAAUAAAGCAGCUGAAGUGUAGAGUGAAAAGCAAUUUUAUUAUCUUUCAUUUAUAACCCUGAUAUUCAUGCUGGGGUUCGUGAAGGUGCAUUUGGGAGGCAGGUGAGUGGUGUUUGUUUGUGUAACAUCUUAGUAUGUGUCAGUAUAAAAGAGCAGUAUUUAUAGUGCCAUCGAUUUCUCCUUGAUGUACGUGGUGAGGACAUAAUCUUUGUUUCAGCUUUGCCCCAUUGUGCUGGUGGAUUUUCACUCCUGGCAAAUGUGAUUUCCACUGCCUCCUGCCAGGCUCUUCUUCUAGUGACCCUGGUAGCUUUUUCAGCAUCCAAGGCUGGAACAUGUCUUGGUAAUGAAUAUAGCACAGCCUCGCUCUGUGAAUUGGAAAGCUUUCCUCUGCAGCUUCCCUCUUCUGGCAGCCACUGUAUAGCUGCAAUGGGAAGUAUGCCUUUAAGGGCUAGUGCCCUUUGUUGAAUGUUGAAAUUGUCACUGCUCCUAGUGGAACCCACACAGGUUUCAGUUCAAUGCAGCUUCAGCCCACUACCUGAAAAUGUGAAAUCCAAUUUCUUGGCAAUCAUUUUUCCUUGCGUUUGUGCUUGCUCACAACAUAAAUAUUAUUUACUACAGUUUCCACUUCUUAACAUUUUGAAGAGCUUAAACCCACAUACACAUUUAGUGAAGCCAGUAUACUUUUUGAUUGCAUAGUGCUAACAGUAGGACUACAUUAAUGCCUUAGUUUCUUGGAAUUGUUGUGCUUUACAACUAAGUAAUAUGUCUGUAUUUUAGCCUCAUUUUAGAGGGUCAUUUUUAAGUAAAAUAUAUACAAUUGCAAUGAAGGGAUUUAAUUCAAAGAAUGGAAUCAAAUACUACGACCUUGGGAUUACUUCAGAUUUCUUUGUGAAGAAUAAUGCAAAAUAUAUUUCUGAUAGAACAGCUUCUGAGUUGAUUCAGUUAUAUGGAGACGCACGCGACUGCAGAGGCAGGAAUUUGUAGCAUUAAACAAACUGCUGGAAGAACUCUGCUGUUCAAGCAGCAUCUGUGGAGGCAAUGGGAUGGUCAACAUUUCAGAUCGAGACCCUGCACCAAGACUAGUGCAGGGUCCUGCUGCAGGGUCUCAAUCUGAAACGUCGACCACAGAUGCUACUACUCGACCCAUUGAGUUCCUCCAGCAGUUUAUUUUUUGGUACAGUUACAGUUUGGUGCAGACUCUUUUACUACAGAAAAUAUUUUGUGUCUCCUUUUUUUCUUUAAAGAAGUGACUUAAAACUUUUGAUGCAAAUUACUUGCACGGCUAUAUUUAUACUUGAUUGAACCUGCAGGAUAUACAAGCAUUUUUGCUGCACUGUGUUUGUAACCAAGUACCUCAAUUAUGAGUCUUAUAUAAAGCUCACAAAACUCAUCAGAAUUUAUUUUUCUAUGGAUAUAGGAUGUGAGGAAGUUUGGUACUUUUCAAACGCAUUUUGGGUACUUAAAUUAUCUGGGGAGCCUGGAAGAAUCUUUGGUGUUAUUGGAACACUUUUGUUCAAAGCCCUUUCCAGGGGAAGCCCUUUUAACUGUAGAAUUUGUGUUUAAACUGUAUCUGUAAAAUGUAGGAUGAUCUUUAACAAUGCUGGGAUGAAGGGUUGAUGAUUUCUAUGAAAUUGUAAAAAAAAUGGUGUAAUUAUGA
Pristis pectinata (smalltooth sawfish) is the source of this 9822-nucleotide messenger RNA. RefSeq names its product beta-1,4-N-acetyl-galactosaminyl transferase 3b (gene b4galnt3b). Gene Ontology annotation, molecular function: acetylgalactosaminyltransferase activity. The record is from RefSeq and is a predicted model, not a curated record. Gene Ontology annotation, cellular component: Golgi cisterna membrane. Lineage: Eukaryota; Metazoa; Chordata; Chondrichthyes; Rhinopristiformes; Pristidae.